AUGGUUUCCAUCCCAUCGGUCCCCAAUGCCAGCUACUGGCAGUACAAGGAGGACACCAGUUACGUCCUCAGAUGGAUUGAACAAACGGCUAAGGCUUGUGGAUGGAAGAGGCAGCAAACGCAACAAACCACGCCAGCCCCAUCAUCUGGAGGUUCGAACACACAGAGCAGAACGAACACAAGGGUCCCUACGAAAGAAACCACCGGCACCAAGAUGGCGACAACCUCAGGCAGGCUCAAGGGCAAGGAUCGCAAGGCUGCGAAGCAGCAGGCUGCGGCAGAGAUUGCUGCAGUCAAUGAGAAGAAAAAGAAAGACGAAGGUGAGCGAGGGGUUGUUUUGAGCGCCCUGGAAAUUCUUGAGCAGGCGAAUUCGAUAUCAGCUCGUCUUACAAAGUCCGAUUCCAGUGUAUACCCACCACCGCCAAGUGUGCAAGUAUCUGCCUUAUACCUGCCACGUGAAUUGAACACCGACAAAGCUUCCCGGGAAAUGAAGCUCAUCGUGUGUGGUCGUUCCAUGGCACAUACUGUGAGCUUCGCCACGCCCUCCGUGACAACCGACACACAAGGCGUCCUUCGAUUCGAAGAGUCAAGCCACGUGGUGGAGGAGGGAGGAGAGCCAGUCGACAUGAGCAGUUUGACAUUUUCUUUCUCUGCUAGAAGGCUUUUCUACAUCGCGAUUGCCAAGAAUUGUGUUUUCGCCGAACCUCUUCUUCAGCUGUUCUCGCUCGAUCAACAUGCGUUGUUGAAUGCGGACAUCGACAGGGUUCUCGACCGUGACAGGAGGCUAUGCCGGCUUUUAUUCGGGCUGGUGCGUCUGGGCUUUGCUCCCCCCGGAGAGCCCCUUGAGGGCUGCCCGCAACGGACAAGACAGAAUUGGUCAGUCAGCAAAGAUCCCAUCAUUGCCUGCCUGAUCCCUCUCUGGUCGCGAGGCGAAGUCAACCUCACAAGCGUCUUCGCUGCCGAAGUCAUGCUGGACAUUGAGGAGAUCUGCAGUGCUUUCGCUGCACCCAAAGCAAACUACGAUGAGACGUUCGGCCGUUAUAUGGGCUUACUGGGUCUCGAAGUAGUAGAUGAUGCAGCCCCAGACGGAGGCAUGUUCACCCAUACAAAAGAUAGUCCCCUCGUCAGAGGCUCUGGUUAUGAGGGCUGGUUUGAGAAGGCCAAAGAGAUCCUGAUAAAGGCAUUUUGCUUGUUACAAGUCCCAGCGGACUUCCGUCAUCACUACGCAAGGGAGGAAGCCCAGAGAAAGGAAUUCGACGUGCAUUGCGGGGACUCCCACGAGCUUUACGCCGCACUGGAUCCGCUGUCCCUCAAGCACACCAAAACUGAGUACCAACGAUGUGGUCUAUUCGAUCACAUACGGCUUUUGCCACACAUCAACUAUGUUUUCAAGAGCUAUCCUAUUUUCGCAACGCAUCGAGAAGCCUUCAUGCAGACCCUGGUCGAGUCAGCUGGUAUCGAUAUUCUCAAUGUCAACAAGCAUGGAAUCGGCGCCAUGGCUCACAUCUACAACGCGUCUCGACAGCUGGGGCUAGGCAACCUGAAGUGGCCUACCAUGGACCGACUCAUCGACCUGCACAAGGUCGCCUUGUUUGCCGGCGACAUCCCCACCACCCCGGCCGCCAUGCUCAAGAGCUUUUCACACCGGUACUGGGGCCCGAAGGGCAAGAUGUCACGCAGGGAAAAAUAG
Messenger RNA from Diaporthe citri, 1689 nucleotides. RefSeq lists its product as uncharacterized. The transcript has a single exon. The record is from RefSeq and is a predicted model, not a curated record. Bases 1 to 1689 code for a protein of 562 amino acids. Lineage: Eukaryota; Fungi; Ascomycota; Sordariomycetes; Diaporthales; Diaporthaceae.